This is a messenger RNA of Fusarium oxysporum Fo47, 861 nucleotides long. Its product is annotated as DNA-directed RNA polymerase II core subunit RPB11. The transcript is spliced from 4 exons. The coding region runs from base 381 to 764 and encodes 127 amino acids. Gene Ontology annotation, biological process: transcription by RNA polymerase II. Gene Ontology annotation, molecular function: DNA binding; protein dimerization activity. Lineage: Eukaryota; Fungi; Ascomycota; Sordariomycetes; Hypocreales; Nectriaceae. Gene Ontology annotation, cellular component: RNA polymerase II, core complex. The record is from RefSeq and is a predicted model, not a curated record.
UGCAACGGUGAAAGUUAAUGCAUGACAGAAUUGUAAGCGUGCCAUCAGAAUGUUGAGGUUGGAUGUACACAUUGUCAUGAUUAACCGACUUUUACCCUUCUAUCGCGCGCCUCGAAGCUUUGAGCCUCUGAGGGCAGCCCCUGCAUCACCUUGCUUUAUUCUUUAAAUCUUUGUUCACAACUUGUACUACUCGCUCAAGAUACUACUUCCUUUUGGAUCUUUUUGGUGCUGUAUCCUCUAGGUUUGUCCUAUCCUUAGAAUUGCUCGCCGAGUGAUUCGAGCGAUACGAAACGCAAAUUGCCGACAUUCUUGGACUUUUGCUGUAAUCGCCACUUUACCGCCAAACCUCAAACCGCCUACACCCCGAUCGAGAACCGAAGAUGAACGCGCCUGAUCGUUUCGAGCUGUUCCUGCUCGGAGAGGGCGAGAAGAAGAUCGAGGAAAAGGUCUUCUCAGGAAUGUCCAAUACCUCCGAUUUUGUCCUCAUGAAAGAAGACCACACUCUUGGUAACCUUCUCUCCGAGCACCUGAAGAUGCAUCCCAAUGUCUACAUGGCUGGGUAUAAGAUCGCUCACCCCAAUGUUCCUGAGCUUUUCAUACGAGUCCAGACAGACGGAACCAUCACCCCUCGCGAUGUCUUUACUUCUGUCUGUGAGAAGCUCAUUAAACAACUCGAGAUGUUGCAUCAGGAGUUCACGCGAGAGUGGGAAUUGAGACGCAUUACCAACACUGGUGAGCAGGGAAACAUGCAGAACGGCCACUGAGUUCCGCGUUCAUUAUCAGGGAUCAUCUAAAACGGACAGGCAUUAUGGACGGUCGGCGUUAGGGGGCUGCAGGUUACUGCUUAUUUAUUUUUAACCA